ACGGAACAGCAUGGGAACCACAGUGGCUGCACGGCAGGUUUUCCGGUGGACUGUGAGAGCCUCCUCCUCCUCCUUGCUCAGCCCACCUCUCACCUCGAGAUGCCUCCUCCAGCCUCGACCCGGGCUCUUCUGUUCCACCAGCAGCCGGAGUCCCAUGCAGUCAUCGCAACACAACCACCCAGUUAGUCCCGUAUCUGAGACGCCGGUCACGGAGCUGUCGCCGCAGUCUUUAGCCGACAUGGGAUUCACUGGAACUCAGGCUGAGCAGAUGUUGGAGACCGCGUCCAAAGCGAGAGGAGGACGAGCUGCCCGACACGCGCUGUCCACCCUCACGGCGCUGCUCGCCCUGGGGCUCAACCCCUCCAGCGUCCUGAAGCUGCUGCAGAAAUGUCCUGAGGUGUGCAGCGUCAAGGAGUCUCAGCUUCAGCAGCGAGUGGGCAACCUGAGGAAACUGGGUCUAGUAGAAGGCAGUCUUCAGAGAGUGGUGGCCCAUUACCCCCAGAUCCUGACUGUGCCUGUGAAGACAGUAAAACAUGUGGUGGUGCUUCUCCGAGAGAAGUGUCUGUUUACUGCCCCGCAGGUCACAGACAUCCUCAGAGAAAGUCCGGCCAUCGUCCUGGGGGAUCUGGCUCAGGUGGAGUUCUUGUUUCAGUACGUCUACUUUCGAAUGGGUGUCAAACAGGCGGAGAUUAUUAAGUCCAGGUUGUUCCGUUACUCCCUGGAUGAGGUUCGAUGUCGACACUGUUUCCUGGAGCGCAGGGGCCUGUACCAAACCCCAGACAAGAAAGGACAGACCAUCAUCAUCAACCCUAAACUGGACAGCAUUCUCAACGUCGACCAGAUGACCUUCCUCACAGCCGUUGCAAAGGCGUCAGUGGAGGAGUACGAUGUCUUUCAAAGACUUGUGGCAAAAGAGUGGCUGGAGGAGGAAAAGGAGCAAGGCAGCAUCAAUGUCGAUGCCACUUAUUCUGAAGAGGAGGAGGAUGAAGAGGAGGAGACAGGAGGCAGGAGUGGAUACAUAAAGACAAGAAAGAGAACGAUAUGAGGGAACUGAAAAUAAUUUCAAGAGGAAAUGGAGGGAUAAGACAAAAUUACAUCUAAUGGCAAAUGAAACAAUAAAAUGUUUACUCUCA
Molecule: messenger RNA, 1133 nt
Organism: Pleuronectes platessa (European plaice)
Lineage: Eukaryota; Metazoa; Chordata; Actinopteri; Pleuronectiformes; Pleuronectidae
Gene: mterf4
Product: mitochondrial transcription termination factor 4
Exons: 4
Coding region: 11-1045 (344 amino acids)
Biological process (GO): regulation of DNA-templated transcription
Molecular function (GO): double-stranded DNA binding
Source: RefSeq, a predicted model, not a curated record